GUGCAAUGGGAUGGGACCCCUCCCCACACUGCACCUAACCCCCAGCACCCACCCUGCGUGCCUCCUGCAGAAAGUCAACUGCGUGCAGUUCAACGAGGAGGCCACCAUCAUUGUGUCUGGCUCCAUCGACUCCACGGUGCGCUGCUGGGACUGCCGCUCGCGCCGCCCCGACCCCGUGCAGGUGUUGGAUGAGGCCAAGGAUGGCAUCUCCAGCCUGAAGCUGUCGGCCCACGAAAUCCUGACAGG
Molecule: messenger RNA, 246 nt
Organism: Meleagris gallopavo (turkey)
Lineage: Eukaryota; Metazoa; Chordata; Aves; Galliformes; Phasianidae
Source: RefSeq, a predicted model, not a curated record